AUGCGCCAGUCACCCGUGCCUCGGAACUACUUCCGCAACUCCAGUCCGAAUUCUACCGCGGGUGAGGGGCGACUGCAGCAGAUCCCCAAGCAAAGACAGGCGAAACAGCAAUCUGGAAAAUCGGCAAUCCAAACGGGCGACGAGGACGAGAAGUUGCGAAGUGUGGGGAAGCGGACAAAGAACCAACGGCAGAAAAUCGGUUUCUUUGCCCACUUUGGCUCGCCGACCUCGACUUCGCAUUGUUGCGCAGACAAAGACUCUACAACCUCAUCCCACAUGCCGUCGACGUCGCCGGCCCUGACGCCGGGCCUGUCGUCUUUUUUGAAGUCCCUCAAGGCCAACCCGAUUGACACUUCGAUCGAGAACCUAAUAUCACUGCUCAAGCGCCGCCAGAUCUGCCAUUCUCGAUCAUGCGCCACUGCAACCGCCUAUCUCCUCCGCAGUGUGGUCUCCCUAUGCCGUACAUCAGAGUCCGUGAGGCUCAUUGAGCGGGUGCAGAGCGUGGGCCGCCGUCUGGUGGCCGCGCAGCCGCGCGAGAUGGUGGUGGGAAACAUUGUGCGACGAGUCCUCGGCCUUAUUCGCGAUGAAGCUGAGGACGACCGCGAGGCCGAGUUCGCACUCAGUGAAUCUGAGAGCCAGCCCCAGACCCCGCGGGCCUUCGAUGAUGCAUCCCUGCCCUUGGACCGCGAUUCGCCUCUCCUGGGCUCCGAGCGCUCGUCUCGUCCUCCUCUCACUUCCAUGUUCAGCCUUCUUUCUCACCCCGAACCCGAAAAUUCCCUGCCGAGCACACCGGGCUCUCAGUCACCGAAUGGUCAUCUGAAUGGCCCCUCGAAAGACCUCCGCGCUGAGGUGCUGGAGGGUAUCAACGAGAUUAUCGAUGAGCUGGGCCAGGUCGACGAGCAAAUCUCUAACUACGCGCUGGAGCACAUCCACUCCAACGAGAUCAUCCUCACUCACACCUCGUCCACGACCGUGCAAAAGUUCCUGCUGCGAGCUGCGACCAAGCGCAAGUUCACUGUCAUUCAUGCCGAGUCAUAUCCCAACAACCACGAGGUCACACAUGCCACUGUCAGUGGCAACCGAUCCAGUGACGACGAGAACCUCAGCUUCGAGUCCUUCCAGAAACCGUUGAUCGCCCUCGGCAUCACUGUCAUUCUCAUCCCCGACUCCGCCGUCUUUGCCCUCAUGUCCCGUGUCAACAAGGUCAUUCUGGGCACGCACUCCGUUCUCGCGAACGGUGGUCUUAUUGCUGCAGCCGGUACCCGCGUCAUUGCCCGUGCUGCCAAGGUUCACCAGACUCCUGUCGUUGUUGUUAGCGGUGUCUACAAGCUUAGCCCUGUUUAUCCGUUCGACUUCGACUCGCUUAUUGAAUACGGUGAUGCCAGCAAGGUCCUUCCUUAUGAAGAUGGUGACCUGGUCGAGAAGAUCGAUGUUCAGAACCCGCUCUACGACUAUGUUCCCGCGGAGCUGGUCGAUCUCUACAUCACCAACCUAGGCGGUCAUGCCCCAUCAUAUCUCUACAGGAUUGUGUCUGACCAUUACCGGAAGGAGGACAUCAGCUUCUAG
Molecule: messenger RNA, 1566 nt
Organism: Penicillium argentinense
Lineage: Eukaryota; Fungi; Ascomycota; Eurotiomycetes; Eurotiales; Aspergillaceae
Product: translation initiation factor eIF2B subunit beta
Exons: 5
Coding region: 1-1566 (521 amino acids)
Biological process (GO): translational initiation
Cellular component (GO): eukaryotic translation initiation factor 2B complex
Molecular function (GO): translation initiation factor activity; guanyl-nucleotide exchange factor activity
Source: RefSeq, a predicted model, not a curated record